Zygotorulaspora mrakii is the source of this 1155-nucleotide messenger RNA. RefSeq names its product membrane insertase OXA1 (gene OXA1). Gene Ontology annotation, cellular component: mitochondrial inner membrane. Gene Ontology annotation, molecular function: membrane insertase activity. The transcript is spliced from 2 exons. Lineage: Eukaryota; Fungi; Ascomycota; Saccharomycetes; Saccharomycetales; Saccharomycetaceae. Gene Ontology annotation, biological process: protein insertion into mitochondrial inner membrane from matrix; mitochondrial respiratory chain complex IV assembly. The record is from RefSeq and is a predicted model, not a curated record. Bases 1 to 1155 code for a protein of 384 amino acids.
AUGCUUAGAUUUUGUAUUCAACGUACCUCCUCCAGAUUUGGAACAAACCUCUUUUUAGGAGCUGCAUGGGUUGGUCCAUCGAGAGUUGCUGGAAUAAGACACCAAUCUUCGACACCGGGAAAAUCUCAAAUCACGGAACUUCAAACUCAAUUACCUUCAGUUGAUGAUAUUGGCGAAAUUUCUUCGUCAAUUUCUGAUCAAAUAGCUGUUGCGGUUGGCGAAACUUCGAACCAUAUUGGCUAUUUGCAGAGUAUUGGAUUGGCCAAGACUUGGUGGUGGCCUCCUGAUGUGAUUCAGCAUGCCUUAGAAACUGUGCAUGUAUACACUGGCUUGCCUUGGUGGGGCACAAUCUGCACUGUUACGAUUUUAGUCCGUUUGCUGAUGUUUCCAGUGUACGUCAAGUCCUCUGACACCAUAGCUCGUAAUUCUCACAUAAAACCCGAGCUCGAUAAGAUAACUGCACAGAUAAUGGCAACAACGGAGUUGGUUGAAGGUCAGAAAUAUGCUCUCAAAAGAAAGAAGCUUUUAGCUGAUAAUGGCAUCAAAAAUAGAUGGCUGGCGGCUCCUAUGCUACAAAUUCCAGUUGCUUUGGGAUUUUUCAGCGGUAUUAGAGAAAUGGCAAACCAUCCCGUUGAUGGCUUUGUUAAUCAAGGUGCUGCCUGGUUUACUGAUUUAAGUCAAGCAGACCCUUAUCUUGGUUUGCAAGUGAUAACAGCAGCAGUCUUAAUUUCGUUCACAAGAUUAGGUGGUGAAACAGGUGCCCAGCAAUUUACGCCCGCUAUGAAAAAGUUUUUCACAAUGUUGCCAUUACUUUCUAUUCCAGCUACAAUGAACUUGUCCGCGGGCGUUGUCCUUUAUUUCGCAGUCAAUGGUACAUUCUCAGUUCUUCAAACUCUAACUUUAAGAAAUAAGUGGGUCAGAAGGAAACUGAACAUAGCGGAAGUCAUGAAAAAUCCACAAUCCACUAGCACACCGGCCAAAGGUAUUAUCGAGUCCUUUAGAGAAAACAUGGCUAAAGCAAGAGAGCAAGCUGAGAGAAGGCAAUUGAUGCAAGACAGAGAAAAGGAACAGCAAGAAAAAACCAAAGAAUUAAAAGAAAACAGCAGGAUCAAGAUUGUCCGUAGAUCUGAUCUUAACAAAAAAAAACAAUUGUAA